AUGAACCUUUUUCGUUUACUUAUAUUGGUGAUAACCAGCGUACUCUUUGCGAUAUCUGUAAUUGUUCUUGGACUCAUCUGUCAUUCAUUGGUUUAUAUUAACAGUGAUGCUUCACAACAAACUGCGAAUUUUACAUUUAUCUAUAAUACUUUUGAUACUAAUGGUCUUGUCAACGGUACUGUGACAUCUCAGCGAAUUCUAGCAUAUCUACCAUCUAGAGUGGAUGUGGGUAGUUAUUGGAUAAUUUUUGCUGCUGGUCUUGGAGGACUUCUUGAUUCCUUGCUUAUCGCUUUCUUUGUUAUCAGACGUUCACCAAUAUCUAUUACUAGGACUCUUAUAUUCGAUUACUUCAAUGUUGUUGUUACCAUCCUAAGUCUACUUCGCAUAGGUGUUGAUAUUGCUUCCAUUGCUUUUUCAUUUGCUCAAUUUAAUAAUAGUGAUGACUUCUUCUUCAAUGGUAGUACAGAUAGUAGUUUAAGAUAUAUCGGUCAUUUUACACUCGAAGCUUUCAAUUGCAAUUUGAAAAAUUAUGCAACUGAUGUAGAAACAUUCAAUCAAUGGUGUAUACAAGGAGUAAGCUAUUAG
This is a messenger RNA of Adineta steineri, 585 nucleotides long. The record is from the annotation of a GenBank genome assembly. NCBI's taxonomy places the organism in Eukaryota, Metazoa, Rotifera, Eurotatoria, Adinetida, Adinetidae.